UGCAAAACUCGCUGCUUAUCAGGUUGGCUAGGGAAACUGCUCUGCUUCUUCCUCUCUCUGUCUCGCCCUGACUUUGUACGUUCAUUGUCUAUCUCUUUUUUGCCUGUUUGGCUGCCAAGAAACUUGGACGAGUUGAAAUCACUGCCGCCAUGUGAUAGUUAACUAUUAGAAAUUGCAAGCCGCUUGUUGCAGGCGUUCCUAAUGCACCUUUGACUAGCUAUAGAAACUGAAGGGUUCUAUAUUGUAAAUGACAAAGGAGAGAGUUUACAAUGCUUUUAAGGCAACAAGAGCUCUAGGUAUUCCUGAUGAAGAGGUGAAGCCUGUGCUGAAGAAGCUUUUGAAGGUGUACGAUAAGAACUGGGAACUUAUUGAAGCAGAAGACUAUAGAGCACUCAUAGAUUCAUAUUUCGAAUUGAGGGAAACUGAGGUAAUUAAAGGUGAGAAAAAGAGUCCUGCAGAAGAUGAUGCAUCUGAGAGAGCUUCAAAGAGAGCUUCAAAGAGAGUGUGUUCUCAAGAGCAGGAAGAUCAGGCUUCAUCUACAUUGGAUGGCACGUCAAUAAAUAAUCUUGAACCGGCAAUCAGAAAAUCACCUCAGUUAUGUGCUGAAUCUAGUUUUUUAUUUCCUAGCAGACAGUCAAGUCAAAAGAAGGAUCCCUUUCCAAAUGAAAGGGUUGAGAGAGGUAGAAAUUCACCUUCUCCAAGAUUACCCGGACUUCAAUAUUCUAAACAACCUAUUCUUGAAAGUGGCUGUUCUUCUCUUCAAAGAAAAAAGGUUUCCAAUAAUUGUCCCAUCAGAGAUCAUAUUAAGAAUUCUGCAUAUUGUUCAGAACCUGAUUCAGUGAUCCAACUAGGUACAUUGGAGCUUGCUUCAACUCAGAAUAAUGUUACACAUUAUUUGGCAUCUCAACAUAUAACUGAUAUAUCAAAAGGCACGGAGAAUAUAAAAAUUUCAUUGAUAGAUGAUUUAGGUAAUGGGGAUCUCCCAAAAUUUAUGUACAUGCCUCAUAACAUAAUUUAUCAAAAUGCUCACAUGCAAAUUUCUCUGGCUCGGAUUGCGGAUGAGGAUUGCUGUUCAAGUUGUUUAGGAGAUUGUCUUUCAUCUCCAUUACCAUGUGCAUGUGCUAGUGAAACUGGUGGAGAGUUUGCUUACACACAACAAGGCCUUCUAAAACAGGAAUUUUUAAGAGAUUGUGUUUCUAUGAAGGUAGACCCUCAAAAGCACCAUUAUGUUUUUUGUCAAGAUUGUCCAUUGGAGAGAUCCAAGAAUGAGGAAAUGCCUGAACAAUGCAAGGGACACCUGCUUAAAAAGUUCAUUAAAGAAUGUUGGAGAAAAUGUGGUUGUGACAUGAACUGUGGAAAUCGAGUGGUACAAAGGGGCAUCACUUGCAGCCUGCAGGUAUUUUGUACUGGUGAAGGUAAAGGCUGGGGUCUUAGAACACUUGAGAGCUUGCCCAAAGGAGCCUUUGUUUGUGAAUAUGUUGGAGAAAUACUGACGAACAUGGAAUUAUUUGAGAGGAAUGAAAAUAGCGGGAAUGAGAGGCAUACAUACCCAGUUACACUUGAUGCAGACUGGGGUUCAGAAAGAAUUCUAAGGGAUGAAGAAGCACUUUGUUUGGAUGCAACUUUUAGUGGAAAUGUUGCAAGGUUUAUUAAUCAUAGAUGUGACGAUGCAAAUUUGAUUGAUAUUCCAGUUCAAGUAGAGACUCCCGAUCGGCACUAUUAUCAUCUUGCAUUUUUCACUACAAGAGAAGUGAGUAAAUUGGAAGAACUGACUUGGGAUUAUGGGAUUGACUUUGAUGACCGUGAUCACCCAAUAAAGGCAUUUCAGUGUUGUUGUGGAAGUGCUUCCUGCCGAGAUGUGAAAAGAAAAAGGCGUAGAAAUGGGAUCACUCGCAGACGAGGCGACAACUAGAGUAGCGUAGCGAACUCAUGCAUGCAAUGAUUGAUAAAGUCAGCGGUCAGCGAAAGUAAUUGGCGACACUUAGAGAACUUGGGAGAUUAUCACAGGCUUCUUUUCUUGAUAACGAUCUUUUUGUUUAUUUUGCCAUUUUAAGUUAAAAGAUUCACAACUGUGGAUCUCAAAAAAAAGGAGUUCUGAUCUCUUCUCAGUUGUUUCAUUCAUGAGGUAAUGGAUGCAUAUCGAAUAUAUUUAAGUUUCCUAAGUGGAAGAUAAUUUUUAUUUUAAAUUAAAAAUUAAAA
Molecule: messenger RNA, 2199 nt
Organism: Manihot esculenta (cassava)
Lineage: Eukaryota; Viridiplantae; Streptophyta; Magnoliopsida; Malpighiales; Euphorbiaceae
Product: histone-lysine N-methyltransferase SUVR4
Exons: 9
Coding region: 248-1912 (554 amino acids)
Cellular component (GO): nucleus
Molecular function (GO): zinc ion binding; protein binding; histone methyltransferase activity
Source: RefSeq, a predicted model, not a curated record